AGCAACCUGUCACUAUACGCCAAAACAAUAGUAUGCGACGGUCUUGUGUUCAACGAUGUUUAUUUCGACAAAGAGGUUCUAUUUGAAAAUAUAAAUAAACCAUACAACCUUGUCACACAUAAGUUCUCAGGUCUUAUUUUCUUUAGUCAUACAAUAAAAAAUAGAACAUCCAUCGAUUUUGGAAUUAAAGUUUGUCAUAUUAAAAACAAAAUAUGCAAUGACGUUGAUGGCUUGCCUGGUGGGUAUGCUAUAUCUUACGACGCUAGUAAUGACGACAUGUAUCUAGGAGGUCACGACGGUAUAUACGUAUACAAUUUCCUAAAGAAAGAAGCAACUUAUUUCGAUGAGAAAGGCAAAUCAAUAUGGGCACUGUUUGUUAGAAAAAACUUUUAUUACAUCCAAUAUCCGAGUCAAAAACUUUACGUUUAUCAAAACGAUGCGUACGUCAUAGUCGCCGAAGCUAGAAAUAUAGAAGUUGAUAAUUUCUUCAUAGCAAAAGAUGACAGCGUGUACUAUGCUAACAAAACUGCUUUGUAUAAAGUUGAAAAGAAUAGUAGACGUAUAAUCGUCCUUGAUGAUGAUAUAAUUGUAAGAGCUAUUGCUGAAGAUAGUUAUGGUGAUAUAUAUUUCUGUGGAAUCAAUGGUAUUUAUAUCGAAGAUAAACCGUAUCACAGAGUUAAACAUAUAGCUGAUAUAGAUCAAGCGUAUGGUCUAACUUUUGAUGAGAAUGAUCGCGUCAUCUAUUCUGAUGCCACAUCUAUAUACAGACUGCAAACGAGUAAAAGUUCUAUAAGGGAUGCCUGCUAUGAGUCAAUUACUGGCAAAAGACCUGGAAUAUCUGAAAUUGUAACUACGCCUCCACUAAGACAUUGGAAUUUUCGAGACGGUCGACAAAGUGGUAUGUAUUGA
Amyelois transitella is the source of this 909-nucleotide messenger RNA. Its product is annotated as ommochrome-binding protein-like. Gene Ontology annotation, molecular function: protein binding. The annotation marks the transcript as partial. The transcript has 2 exons. NCBI's taxonomy places the organism in Eukaryota, Metazoa, Arthropoda, Insecta, Lepidoptera, Pyralidae. The record is from RefSeq and is a predicted model, not a curated record.